AUGUCUCAAGAAUUGACUCACCCCUCCAUCAAAGAUGGCUGGUUCGCCGAAAUCUCCGACACCAUGUGGCCUGGCUCCGCCAUGUCCUUGAAGGUCGACAAGGUGUUGUAUGCUGGAAAGUCCAAGUAUCAGGACGUUUUGGUGUUCAAGUCCACCAACUGGGGAAAUGUGUUGGUGUUGGACAACUGUAUUCAGGUCACCGAGAGAGAUGAAUACUCCUACCAGGAGAUGAUCACUCACUUGGCCAUGAACUCCCACCCAAACCCAAAGAAGGCUUUGGUGAUCGGUGGAGGUGACGGUGGUGUCUUGAGAGAGAUGUUGAAGCACUCUUCCAUUGAGGAGGCUUGGUUGUGUGACAUUGACGAGGCUGUCAUUGAGGUGUCCAAGAAGUACUUGCCAGGCAUGUCCAAGUCCUACGACGACCCAAGAACCAAGGUUCACAUUGGUGAUGGUUUCAAGUUCUUGGAGGACUACAAGAACACCUUUGACGUCAUUGUCACCGACUCCUCCGACCCUGAGGGACCUGCUGAGUCUUUGUUCCAGAAACCAUACUUCGAGUUGUUGAAGGGUGCUUUGACUGAGAACGGUGUCAUCACCACUCAGGCUGAGAGUAUCUGGUUGCACAUGGACAUCAUCUCCAAGUUGAAGGCUGACUGCAAGCAGAUUUUCCCAGUUGCUGAGUACGCUUACACCUCGAUUCCAACUUAUCCAUCUGGUACCAUUGGUUUCAUGGUGUGCAGCAAGAACCCUGAUGCUAACGUCAAGAAGCCAUUGAGAUACGAAUGGGACGACGAAUACGUGUCGGAGAACUUGAAGUACUACAACGACAAGGUUCACGAGGCUUCUUUUGUGUUGCCACAGUGGGCUGACAAAAUUUUGAACAAGCAGUGA
This is a messenger RNA of Sungouiella intermedia, 891 nucleotides long. Lineage: Eukaryota; Fungi; Ascomycota; Pichiomycetes; Serinales; Metschnikowiaceae. The record is from the annotation of a GenBank genome assembly.